AUGGCACGAAUCAUCUGCACUGUUUACGCGAGGAUCUGCGUCAUUUUUGAACCUUUUGUUCCAAGCCUUCUCUCCACCACUACCAUCACCACCAAUAGAUGUUCCUUCAGGCGCCUCUAUGUUUCACACUUGAAAGCUUUCCACAUGAAAAACAAUAACAAGCAAAAGGCCUCCAAAUCGGGUUCGAUACUCGGAUCAUCCAGGAUGAAACGAGUUGCAGCCCGUUUCAUGAGCAGCGAACUUUCACCUGAAUCCCAAGGCCUAGGGUUCCUACUCUCUAGUGUCACCAUGACCAACAACAAAGCAUCUGCCAUUAAAAACAACGUAAACCAAAUAUUGAUACAAUCGGCUUCGCCAAACACCGUAGGAGCAGUAGGGCUCACCUUUCGUUACGCAAACAUACUCAUCAUGGCGGAGACAUACUUCUAUUCGACGCAUGGGGUUGGCAGAAGGGUGGAAAGAGGCGUUGGAGGAAAUAAUAGGGUGGUUGGCUCCAGUGGCGCACGAAACACUAAUGUGGUAGCAAGAGAGGAAGCUGGAGCAGCAAAAACUGGAUGCAAGGCCCACGGUUCUCUUGUUCCAAACGCUGCAUUUCUCGGAUUUGGAGAAAACGGAGGCUGCCAUCGUGGAGGAAUUUAUAGGGUCGAGUUGUAUAUAUUGUUACGAGAAUCGCAGGAGGUGAAUGAUGUUGGCUGUAAGGAACGCCACUUAAGAACACUCUUUCUUGGUUCUAAUCGAAUUCAAGGAACGAUACCGGUGUCAAGGCUUUCCUAUCUUGAUCUGUCGGUCAACCGGCUGGAAGGUACCAUUCCAAGUGAGUUAGGUGCACUGUCAGAGCUUGCAGACGUAUCUUUCUCGACGAAUUUUCUCACAGGACAUAUUCCGUCUUCAUAUGCGAAUCUCUCCUCGUUGUCGAAUCUUGUUCUGAUGUCCAACAGUUUGAAAGGGCCUCUACCAGAAGGGUUAGGUCGCCUUCCGUUCUUAAUCAAUCUUCAAAUCGGUCUUAACAGCAUCUCUGGUGAAAUCCCACGUUCACUGUUCAAUUGUUCCUCAUUGAUUGUCUUAGCCAUGGCUGUCAAUAGACUCACAGGUACCCUUCCGCCGGACAUGUUUACUAAUCUAACUAGCUUAACAACCCUUUACUUGGGAGGGAAUCUCUUGUCCGGACGCUUACCACCAUCCAUAGGCAAUGCUUCAAGCUUAACUCGAGUCGACCUCGCAAACAACAGCUUCAGUGGCCAAAUCCCAUGUCUAGGGAACCUACCAAAUGUUCAAAUAUUAAGCUUACAGAGUAAUGAGCUGGUUAAUGAUGAACCAAGAGGCAUGGAUUUCCUUACUUCUUUGGCAAAUUCUCCCCAACUUGAAGUAUUUUCGGUGGCCGAAAACCGUCUUACCUGUAAACUUCCAUCUUCCAUAGGCAACCUCUCGAGACAACUUUCAUUGUUGGUGAUGAACAACAACUUUUUUGAAGGGACCUUGCCUAGAGAAAUAAGCAAUUUGAUCAACGUAAUCCUGAUCGCUUUUGAACACAAUUCCUUAACCGGAACCAUUCCACCUUCAAUAGGAACUUUGCCAAACUUACAGUACAUUUUGCUACAUGAAAACAGAUUCUCAGGAAACAUACCAGAGUCUCUUGGAAACUUGACAUAUUUGGCUGAAGUUCAUCUCUUAGAAGGGACCAUUCCUUCAAGCUUCGGAAACUGUCAGCGUCUUCAGUUGCUAGACCUUUCAGUUAACUUGCUUAAUGGUACCAUACCAAGAGAUAUAUUUCAAAUCCCGAGUUUCGGUAAGGUCUUGAACCUGUCUUUCAAUUCUUUAACCAGAUCCGUUCCGCCCGAAAUCGAUAUGUCUAGAAAUUCGUUUCAAGGAACCAUACCAAAUUCUCUGGACAAAUUGAGAGGGAUGGAGUAUAUUAGCCUUUCUUCAAACAAGCUCACCGGUAACAUACGGGCUUCUCUAGAAUCUUUAAGGUUCUUGCAAGUUUUAAACCUGUCCAGGAACCAACUCUCAGGGGAGGUUCCAACAGCAGGGGUUUUCGGAAACUUGACAGUCAUUUCCCUUUCCGAAAAUCUCGAGCUUUGUGAUGGAGUACCUGACUUAGAACUACCCAAAUGCGAUUCUCCUGGAGAAAAGUUCAGCGGUUCGAGAUUAAGAAUUGUACUAAUAGCGUCGUUUGCAUUCAUCUUGGCUUCUGUGUUAGUCUUUUGGUUUGUGAGUAGAAAGAAGGAUUCAGGCGUCCAUCAGGUUAAGGAGUAA
Hibiscus syriacus is the source of this 2256-nucleotide messenger RNA. RefSeq names its product LRR receptor-like serine/threonine-protein kinase EFR. Gene Ontology annotation, molecular function: protein binding. Gene Ontology annotation, cellular component: plasma membrane. The transcript has 4 exons. The coding region runs from base 1 to 2256 and encodes 751 amino acids. The record is from RefSeq and is a predicted model, not a curated record. Lineage: Eukaryota; Viridiplantae; Streptophyta; Magnoliopsida; Malvales; Malvaceae.